UCUUGCAUAGCCCUCUGUUGCCCACGCGCACACAGCCCACGUUGUACAUCGUUAAGUAUCGUACCCUGUCGUACUGGUCGUACCAAACGAACGCGCGCGACGCUACAGACUGUCAAGUUAUGGCGUGCAGCCAAAAAACUUUCGCGUCCGAGUUAGAUGCUGCAGCCUCCAACGAGGACGUCGAUGUGCUUCGCGUUGCCCUCGGCACGGACGGAGAUGCUUACGCAUGGCUCACCGAGUACAGCGAAGCGACGAAAACGUCUUGGAUUGUCGAUUGGGAAAUCGCCGACCCGAAAAGAUUUGUGUUCCACAAGAAAUGGAGAUGUCAGCAUAGUAGCAUCAACAAAACAGUUGGAAGAAAUUCCACAAACUGCCCAGCAUUUGUCGACGUGAAGAUUAAGAAAGUUACCAAGCACACGAAGCGCAAUGACACUUUCUUGAGGAGGGAUGUCCCCCUGACUGCCCUCAUCAAGCUGAAUGAAAACCACAAUCAUGUGCUUGACAGUGCUCAUGGGCUCCGCCUCCUCAAAAGCACAGCUGACACUCGGGCCACUUUCUUUCAGUACUUCAGAAAUGGCCUGGGUCCAGCUGCUGCUCUAGACUUUCACAGGAGCAAGCUGGCCAACCAAGAAAAUGGUGUAAGCCUGCUUGCCAACAGUUCCUACAAUCCACGACCCGGCACUGUAUAUCACUGGUGCAGGAUUUGGAGAAAGACCAACCACAGUGAUGACACUGACCCACUGACCAAGCUGGCGGAAAAAAUGCCAGCCUAUUCCCAACGUGUGGAAAGAAACGAUGUCCAAACCCAAUGCACCGUGUAUGUGUCUGUCAAAACAACCCAAGCGGAUAUUGGGCGCCUUACAAGAUCCACACGGGUCCGAACGAAGAGGCCAGUGAAAAAUUCGGAAUGCCAGACAGACUUGGAGUUGCCCGAUAUUUGACUUAUGGAGGAGAUGCAGCAACGUUCUUCAAUGGCAUUGCAAUCAAUCGGCAUUCUCUGACAUACAAAGAUGACCGCUCUUAUAAAUCAUACAAGCCUACGGUGAAAAGCACAGCAGCACUCACUGCGGCAAGCAUCGGCAUGGACAUCGGGAGAAAGCUGUGAAAGGUGCAAUGUUGGAGAUGUGUACAGCAAAUAUGAGGGUGAUGCCAGCGGAUCAAAAACAAAACAAUUUUGUACCUGUACUUGAUCGCAUCCAGGCAGGCAGACACGUAUGGUCAGAUUCGUCUGAUGACGACAGUGUCGACGACAUGCAUCUUGUUGCCAGGAGACCCAGCUGUGCGUUUUGGUGUCACUGGUUCUGCGAGGAUGAGAUGAACGUGCGAAAUGUAGCAGAUGCCUUGCCAAUGUCACCGGUUUGGUACUGCGCAUCAUGUUGCUAUCAGGCAAUACUUAUUUGCUUCCUCAUUCAGAGGUUUUCUCCCUCUUGGUGGGGAUUUUCGAAAUCAUGAAAUGAGCCUUGUAAAUUGUGUGAUAUUAAAUAUAUGGAGACUAUCGUGCAGUUGCUGGUUAUUAUCAGGGUCCCCAAUAAAUGGCCUUCCACAUAAAAUAACCAAAUUCUUGUGGAAGGUUUUAAUAUCUACACUCUUUUAAUGUUAAGGUGACAUAAAUAGUGAAUUCUACCCUUACUGGGCAGCGGUUAAGUUCAACGCCCAUAAUUCAUAAAUUACACCGUCCUCUUAUAAUCAAUGUUUUAAACGACUUGCAACAAGUGAUUAGUCAAACCAGCAAGGGCUGCAGGUAAGUAGGUGUAAAAAUUGUCUUACAAAAAUAAAAUGCAGUUAUUGCUUACCAGUCUGCCAAGCAAACAAAAUUUUACAAUC
Rhipicephalus sanguineus (brown dog tick) is the source of this 1824-nucleotide messenger RNA. Its product is annotated as ion-translocating oxidoreductase complex subunit C. The record is from RefSeq and is a predicted model, not a curated record. The coding region runs from base 120 to 941 and encodes 273 amino acids. Lineage: Eukaryota; Metazoa; Arthropoda; Arachnida; Ixodida; Ixodidae. The transcript is spliced from 5 exons.